AUAUUAAAAGAAAAGAAAACCUGGAACAAGUUUAAUCGCAUAAUCAGGCAUCAAAGCUGCCGACUGAAUGUAACGUUUAUGGUAUAUAUUGCCAUUAAUCAAAAUCGUUAUUACUUAGACUUGGGUGAUAAUUGCUAAGUAAUUUACUGCAUUUAUGGUAAGAUUAUGUUGUAGUGUAAAAUAUGACUAUAUGUAGUUUUAUAACUAGCCUACACAAACUGUUAUGACUUAAGUAUACGCCCUGGCUCAUGCCGAUAAAAGAGCAAUGUACAUCAAAUGCCUUUUAUCUAUCUAACAAUGGACAGUAGAUUUAUGUUUUAUCACCAUCAAUCACUAAUCUUUCAUUAAAUAAGUAGACCUGCUGAAUGUCAACAGGUUUUCACGUAAACCAGGCACUAAAACCAUACGUGCAGGGUCGCAAAAGACACUAAAGACGUAACAAACUUGCAUCAUGUUUAGCCCCUGGAUGACCAACCACUGACUGCAGGAGGCGUGACACUUGCGUGCACUCCAGUGCAGAUAAAACCACCGAAGUCUUCUGUCAGGCGCGUGCACUUCGCACAGCUGCAGUUUGGUCACUUUAGGCAAAGGGGAUCAUCUAUAUAAAUAUAUAUAAUAGCCUACAUGUGUAUGGAUUAUAAUUCAAGACUAAAACUCCGAAGCGAUAACUUUUUAGAUUGUUGCACCGUUAAAAAGUGCGAUACUUUGCUUUAUUGUAUUUCUAUUUUAUUUUUUUCUUUACUAAAUAGUCCAUAUGGCUCGUUUCCCAAGCAUGGACGACAAGUGUGCUGUUUUAUAUUUAUCGCGUCUGCAGCCGGACGACUUGAACUUGGAUCAUCUCACGGACAGUAAAAGACAAAAAAUCCAGCAGCUGCAUCUCACUUACAAUCGUUUAUUGCUUCUUCCACCUUCCGUUUGUUUUCUGUGUAACCUGGAAUAUCUGGAUAUCAGCAAUAAUGCGCUCACAGUCAUACCAGAUGACAUUAUGCGCCUAACAAACCUGAAGACGUUUGUAGCAAAGAACAAUCUUCUGGACGAGUCCUCGUUCCCUAAAGAGUUUGAACGCAUGCAGGUAGAGACUCUGAAUCUGAGUGGGAACAGGUUUGAGGAGAUUCCCGAGCAGUUUCUCAAAAUGACCACACUACAGUCCUUGUCACUUGGAGGAAACAGAUUGAAGAAUAUCCCGGCAGAAAUAGAGAACCUGACCAGUCUAGAGUUGCUGUAUUUGGGAGGGAACCUCAUCUCCUUCAUCCCACCUGAGGUUGCUAACCUCACCAGUCUGAGAUAUCUGGUUCUGUGUGACAAUCGCAUCCAAAGCAUACCGCCCCAGCUCAACAAACUACACUCCCUGCUCUCUCUCAGUCUCCACAACAACCUGCUGACCUUCCUCCCUCGUGAGAUCCUCAGCCUCGUCCAUUUGCAGGAGCUCAGUCUGCGUGGAAACCCUCUAGUUGUGCGCUUCAUCAAGGACAUGACCUAUGACCCUCCAUCCCUGACGGAGCUGGCAGGACGCACCAUCAAGUCACAGAACCUUCCGUUCAGCUCGUGUGACCUACCGUCCAAUCUGAACCAUUAUUUAAACCUGGCUAGCAAAUGUCCCAACCCAAAGUGUGCAGGUGUUUACUUCGACUCAUGUGUGAGGCACAUCAAGUUUGUGGAUUUCUGUGGGAAGUACCGGCUGCCACUCAUGCAUUACCUCUGUUCCCCGCAGUGUUCCUCUCCCUGCAGCUCAAACCCACAGAGCGACGCGGAGUCAGAGGACGAGAACAGCGUCCCUGCAGACAGGCUCCAGAGAGUACUGCUGGGAUAGUACAGACAGAUCUCCAACAGAGACAGUUACCUGUCACAGCAUUUCCAUUCAAUGCUUAAUUUCAUGUUUUUGUAGACCUAUAAAAUGUUAAAAACACUUUGACCCAAAAGAGUUGGGUUUUAGAACUGUUUUAAUGACUGAACAAAAAAAGCACUGCCUAUUUAGCUGAACUGUGAUUAAUACAGGUAGGUUUAAACUGUAAAUCAAACUUAAAGUGAUAGUUCACUCAAAAAUGUUGUCAUCAUUUUCUCACUCUCAUGUCACAUAUACCUUUUUUUUUUUUUUUUGGAUGAUUUUAGAAGACAUUUGAUAUUGUAUAUUGUCACUUGGACUACUUUUACAGUUCUUUUAUGGUGUUUUUGUCUGUUUUUGAUCAUUUAACUUUUGCGUUUCAUGGAGAACAAAAGCAAAUUGGUUUGAAAUUUCACGAGGGUGAGUAAAUAAUAAAAAUGUGAACUGUUCCUACUAAUGUUGCUCUUUAGGCAUCUGACACUUUUGCAUCUUGCCUAAAACAGUAUUUUGAGUAGGUCAGCUUGACAUGCUAUCAGAGAACAAACCGGCCGCUUUGCACUUCUGGAAAAUGUGAUCAAUACGUGAACAGUUUACUCUUUGACCUCUUCUUUGUAUUGAUUGUUAAUCUGCCCUAACUUUUUUUGUUCAAAGUUCAGGUUAUGGAAUAUGAUGGCUACUUCGCACAAUUUGAAAAUGAAUGGAAAGCUAUCAUCCAAGACACAACCUUGAAAAUAGUUACACGCUAAAAGGACACUUUUUGAAUUUUGCCUUAUUGUCAGAAGUUUGGUUUCAGAUCAGUAUUAAAUGGUUUACUGUCUCUAAAAGAGCUCAUAAUGACCUUAAUAGUAAUAAAACAUAGAUAUCAUUGUCCUUGAUGAUAACUUA
Messenger RNA from Cyprinus carpio (common carp), 2707 nucleotides. Its product is annotated as leucine-rich repeat-containing protein 58-like. Gene Ontology annotation, molecular function: protein binding. Lineage: Eukaryota; Metazoa; Chordata; Actinopteri; Cypriniformes; Cyprinidae. The record is from RefSeq and is a predicted model, not a curated record.